Sander lucioperca (pikeperch) is the source of this 2777-nucleotide messenger RNA. RefSeq lists its product as uncharacterized. Gene Ontology annotation, biological process: actin cytoskeleton organization; positive regulation of Arp2/3 complex-mediated actin nucleation. The record is from RefSeq and is a predicted model, not a curated record. Gene Ontology annotation, cellular component: cytoskeleton. NCBI's taxonomy places the organism in Eukaryota, Metazoa, Chordata, Actinopteri, Perciformes, Percidae. The transcript is spliced from 13 exons. Gene Ontology annotation, molecular function: Arp2/3 complex binding; protein kinase A regulatory subunit binding; actin binding. The coding region runs from base 763 to 2424 and encodes 553 amino acids.
GGUAUCACUAACUACAAAUACCGGCAGUUAAGGCAUUUAACGUUUAACACAAAGUCACUGUAUUGCAGUACUGUACACUUGUGCUUUAAGUAUUGCUAUGACUGUAAUGUGAUAUUUGGAGAGAUGAUUCAUUGCAGUAAUCAUUAUGUGUAGCGGUAGCGCUGUUGGUGGUCUAGCUAGUAACGUUGCAAACAAAUCUGUUUACCCUCACUCCACCCACAAUAUUGCAACAAGAAAUUUACAAGCAAAAGGACGUGGUCUUUCUUCACACUAGGCUGCAGCUUGACGCUCGUCAGGUCGACGGACGCUGCCUUGGAAACGACAUAAAUCCAGUCCACGCAGCUGGGUCGCGAGCAGGACCCAGAUUUCUUCACUUCAAAGGCUUCCGCUCCUCUUCUUCCUCUUCCUCCUCCUCCUCCUCCACCUCUCUCCAUCCUUCCAUCCGUCGAGCUGCGAACAUGGGCGUUCUGAAAUGAAAUGCAGAGCCGGAGAAAAGCAGAGCGUUAAAUAAGCGAGAGAAGAAGAAGGUGAGAGAGACCGCAGCCAGGCUAAAGCCGAAUGUUCCUCCCAUUUUCACUCCAUUUCCAUCCAUUUAUCCUACGGCCGACGUUUCCAACGCACUGGUCAGGUGUGUCUCCGGGCCGCCUGUAACAAAAUGUCACCAGUUGGUUUAAUGUGUCAUAGGAUUUGGCAGGGAACAAGCUUGUGGCUGGAUGUCGACUAGAAAGAGCAGUGGAGCUUAUACGGGAGGCAUAGACCAGCAUGCCGUUGGUGAAAAGGAACAUUGAGCCCCGGCACCUGUGCCGUGGGGCGUUGCCGGAUGGGGUGACCAGUGAACUGGAGUGUGUUACCAACAGCACCCUGGCAGCCAUCAUCAAACAGCUGGGCGGUCUGAGUCGCCAUGCCGAGGACAUUUUCGGAGAGCUGUUUAAUGAAGCCAACAGCUUCUACCUGAGGAUGAGCAGCCUGCAGGAAAGAGUGGACCAGUUGGCCGUGAAAGUCACCCAGCUCGACUCCACUGUGGAGGAAGUCUCCCUGCAGGAUAUUAACAUGAGGAAGGCCUUUAAGAGUAGCACCAUCCAGGACCAGCAGGUGGUGUCGAGGACCUCCGUCCCCAACCCUGUGGUGGAGAUGUACCAUCGCUGUGACAAACCUCCUCCGCUCAACAUUCUCAGCCCCUACAGGGACGACAAGAAGGAUGCAUUGAAGUUCUACACUGACCCCUCCUACUUCUUCAAUCUUUGGAAGGAGAAGAUGCUGCAGGCCACCGAGGACAAACGCAAGGAGAAGAGACGGCAGAAGGGCUGUCCGGCCCACCCUGACAGGCCCCACUCCAGACAGGCCCCACCCAGGAGCCCCCUGUCCAUCUCUGAGCAGCAGAAGCAGGUUGAGGACCCGGGCAGAGAGGUGAAGAAGGUGCGUAAGGCUCGUAACCGGCGUCAGGAGUGGAAUGUCCUGGCCUACGACAAAGAGUUCAGACCAGACCCCAGGCUCACCCCCUCCCCUUACCAUGGCAUGUCCUCAGAAGGCUCCCUGUCCCCUGAUAGCAGGUCAAUGGCGUCUGACUCCUACCCAGCAAGCCCCAACCACCCCUCCACCCAGGCCCCCAGCGCCGUCCACCCCACCGACCACACCAGGGACCACCUCGGCGCCGCAGCCCAGACUCAGUCGCUGGAUCGGGUCCUCAGGCCGCCCAACCAGCCCCCGGGAGCCGGAGGGCCCGCGCCAGCAGGGCGACAUGCGGCCUCCCUGGGCAGGGCCCCAUCAGGACACGGGGUCCAGGCUGGGGGCGAUCCGAUGGUUAACGGGCCGAGGCAGCAGUCGGUUAAGGAAUACCGGGCCGGGCACGGCGGCCAACCCUCCACCAUCCCAGAGUACUACAUCCCCCCCGCCCCUCCUCCUCCACCCCCAACCAUCCCCUCGGCCCAGACCGCCUUCGACUCCACCACGGCCCCGCCCUCCGCGGCCGCCUCCGCCGUCCCCCCCACCUCCUCCACCCUCACCCGUCCCUACUCCCCUUCCCCUCCUCCUCCCCCGGCCAACUACGUGCCCUCCCCAUCCCACCCUCCUUCGGGUGCACCCCCGGCCGCCCCUCCCCCUCCGCCGCCUGGCGCCCCUACAGGCUACCACGCUCACCCAUCACCGCAGCACGCCGCUGUCGGCCAGUCGGCUGUGGAUGCGGCGCCCUCCACCAGGAAGUCCACCAUGCUGGGGAUGAUCCCGAUGAGCGACGCCCGCUCCGACCUGCUGGCCGCCAUACGUAGAGGCAUCCAGCUGAGGAAGGUGCAGGAGCAGAGGGAGCAGGAGGCGAAGAGGGAGCCAGUCGGCAACGACGUGGCCACCAUCCUGUCGCGCCGUAUUGCCGUGGAGUACAGCGAGUCCGACGACGACUCCGAGCUGGACGAGAACGAGUGGUCUGACUAAACAUUUGUCUAAAGGGUGACACAGGGCCACGGUGGGUGGGUGGUGAUCACUGGUAGGUAGGAGGGGGUGAAACAUUGGGACACUGAGGUGGAAAUGAAGGGGUUUGGUGAAUGUUCAUCCUUUAAACAUCUUAACAGAAAAAAAAUGUGAUUCCAUCAUACAUUCAUACAUUCACACAUAUGCUUGCAGCCUCUCUGAACAUUAUGCACUUCUACAGCAACAGGUUGGCAAUUUCAGCUUGCUCGGUUGCCCCUGACGACAUCUAUUCUUGAGCUGAAACCCUAGAGGUUUGUGCGUCUAACCACCCAGGGUGCAUGGUGCAAUAAACACUUAAACCAUUUCAACACCACCAC